Messenger RNA from Sitophilus oryzae (rice weevil), 1833 nucleotides. RefSeq lists its product as uncharacterized. The record is from RefSeq and is a predicted model, not a curated record. The coding region runs from base 1 to 1833 and encodes 610 amino acids. The transcript has 3 exons. NCBI's taxonomy places the organism in Eukaryota, Metazoa, Arthropoda, Insecta, Coleoptera, Curculionidae.
AUGUUUGAUUCUCUUAUACACUGUAACUCGUCUCUUAGUGAUAUAUCGAAAUACAACUAUCUAGUGAGUUUCUUACGAGGUCCUCCUUUAGCUUUGGUAUCUAGUACUCCACUUGCCAAUCAAAAUUAUAAUAUAGCAUAUCAAGCCUUAAAAAAUAAGUACGAUAAGAAACGUUUGAUUGCAAAAGCUCACUGGCAGGCUCUAGAAAAUAUUAAGCCCAUCUCUAACGAAAAUAAUCAUGAAGCUCUAAGAAAUAUGAUUGAUAUUUAUACUCGUUUAUCUAAAUUUUUCCUCCCCAUCCAAUUGUGUGGCAUCGGGAAAAAUAUUUCCAAAGGUUCUCACGGUGUUAGAUGCAACAUUAAACCUAUUGGAAAGUCUGAUCCGAUCUACUCCUUGGAGUUUAUUAUAUUAAACGAAAUUAGUGAUAAUUUACCGAUUAAUUCUCUUCCCGUUGAACAGUUCUCAAAGUUUUCUCAAUUGCCCUUAGCUGAUCCCAACUUUCACCUCUCUAAACCCGUAGAUAUACUUUUGGGUGCAGAUAUUUAUGGUUUCUUGAUAACAGGAAACAAACUCCUCUCAGAUCCAGAUCAACCCGUCGCUUUAGAAACUAUAUUUGGAUGGAUAAUUACAGGAAGAGUUAAAACAUCUAAUAACUCUGUAAAAACAAAUUAUGUCUGCGCUAAAGGCAAAGUAGCUCCACUCAAAAAAAUCUCAAUUCCAAGACUGGAACUCUGUGCAGCCUUACUUCUGACCAGGUUAAUUGAUUUCGUUAGAACUUCUCUUACUAAUAAACUUAUUAAUGUUAGUACGAUUAUAUGGUCCUACUCGAUGGUUGUUUUACAUUGGCUUAGAAGUGAACCAUAUAAGUGGAACACCUUUGUGAGCAAUCGAGUUUCCCAAAUUCAAGAGAAAUUACCUCCUUCUUGUUGGCGUCAUGUAGUCUCCAAAGACAACCCCGCUGAUCCAGGUUCUCGUGGUCUUCAACCUAGCGAGUUACUCGACAAUGCCUUAUGGUGGGCGGGACCUCCAUGGCUAAGUCAACCGGAAUCUUAUUGGCCGCAAUCACUUUUACUCUCCCCUGAAAUUGAAGAAGAACAACGAAAAGUUAUAUUGACAUGUACUUCACAGCCCUCAUUGUUUGAUACUCUCUUUGAAAAGUUCUCUUCUUUCUCUAAAAUUAUAAAUAUUGUCACGUUUUGCAGACGCUUUCUCUAUAAUACUCGACAUUCUAAAUCUCGUAAAACCUCUCCUCUCUCGAAAUUUGAAAUAAAUGAAACUCUAGAAUGUAUUAUUAAAUGUGUUCAAUCACAAUAUUAUGCUAGGGAAAUUCUCUUAAUAAAUAAUUGCAAAUCUCUACCUAAAUACUUAAGAAAAUUGACCCCCUUUAUCGACACCAAUGGAAUUCUUAGAGUUGGUGGUCGCUUGCGCAAUGCUUCUCUAAAUUUCUCUCAAAAACAUCCCGCACUCUUACCCAAUAAUCAUAAAUUUACUACUCUACUCAUAGAAUAUACUCAUAAACUCUAUUUGCAUCCCGGUCCCCAAACUCUUCACUAUAUUCUCGCUCAACAAUACUGGAUUGUUUCUGCUAGAAAAACAAUUCGUAGUGUUCUCUUUAAAUGUCCUCAAUGCUUUCGCGCUAAUCCAGUAAUGCCUCAGCCUCCUAUUAUGGGAGAUAUUCCUGCUGUAAGACUUUCUCAAGUAAAACCUUUCUCUGAAGUUGGAUGCGACUAUGGUGGUCCAUUCUCUUUAUUAAGAUAUCGUGCACGAGGUGCUAAGUCCUGUAAAGCCUAUAUUUGCUUAUUUGUGUGCAUGGCCACAAAGCUUUGCACUUAG